UGUAGCUUCCCGCCGUGCUUCUCGGGAGCGGAGUUCUUCCUCUUCACUCACCGAGCGGCGGCCGCCCAGAAAUGGCUACAGCGGGUGUAAGCCUGCCGGGCCAGAGCGGAGACGGCGGCUCUCUCCCCACCGUCUUCAUAUACGACUGCCGCUCAGAGCAGUCUGCGCGUGAGAAGAGCCUGGUGGUGCGCGGGAACUUCGCGGAGCUCCGUCAGGACGUGUGUCAGGAAUUUGGGAUCAAUACAAAUGAAAAGUUUGUCAUUUCAACAACAAACAGAACGGAAGUAACAGCCACAAACUUUAAUCUGAUUAUAAAAGGUGACAUCAUUACUCUUUACCUUCUCAAUGCAAUUGACCAAUUACUUCCAUCAUCAACGAAAGAAAGAAUCAGUUUCUUACCUCAUUAUGAUACCUUGGUCAAAAGUGGAAUGUACGAGUAUUAUGCUAGUGAAGGACAAAACCCAUUGCCUUUCGCUCUGGCAGAGUUAAUAGACAAUUCACUUUCAGCAACAUCACAAAAUUCAGACAGUCGAAACAUUCAGAUACGCCUGCUUUUUGAUGAAACUCAAGGAAAGCCUGCUGUUGCUGUCAUAGAUAAUGGAAAAGGAAUGACUUCAACACAACUUAAAAACUGGGCAGUGUAUCGUUUGUCAAAGUUUACAAGGGGAACUGGAAAUUACAGUGAUGAAGAAAGUUAUGUCCGUCCUCCUCCAGUUAUGCGCAGCCUGAACAGCGACAUUUCCUACUUUGGAGUGGGGGGAAAACAAGCUGUUUUCUUUAUUGGUCAGUCCACUCGCAUUAUAACCAAGACAUCAAAUUCACAAGAUGUUCAUGAAUUUUUGCUUUCCAAAGAAGAUUUUGAGAAGAAAGAAAAAAAUAAGGAAUCUAUAUACAGUGGCUUUAUUAGAAACAGAAAGCCAGCUGAUUUCUCUCAUUUACAAGAAGAUGAACGCUAUCUUCGUAAUCUCAUCAUGGAAGAAAACACUAAAGAUAGCUUCACAGCCAUUAUCAUUACUGGUAUUCAGCCUGACCAUAUACAGUACCUGAAGAAUUUUCUUAAUAUGUGGGCCAGGCAAUUGUCGCACAUCUACCAUUAUUACAUACAUGGUCCUAGAGGAAAUGUUGUGAAUAAUCCCAAAGGCAAAUUUAACAGCCGCAUAGACUUGAAGAUCUACGUGUUUGAAAAAGGAAAAUCACCUAAGACUAUUGACUUAAGAGAUGUCUGUGAUGACAUGCAGACACUGUAUAUUAACAGUGCUUCUGAUAGCUUUGAGUUUAAGGCUCAAGUUGAAGGAGAUGGUAUAGUAGAAGGGAUCGUAAGAUAUCAUCCUUUCUUAUAUGACAAAGAAACCUAUCCAGAAGACCCUUACUUUUCCACAAAAAAUGAGGAUGAUGAAUUUGAUGAUGACUGUAUACCAGUGGAGAAGGAAGCUCGAGGGAAAAGAGCAAUCUUUGAAUGUUUUUGGAAUGGAAGACUUAUUCCAUAUACCACAAUUCAUGAUUUUGACUGGUGCGCUGUCCCUAAAAAAAGAGGAGUUGUUCCAUUUGAAUGCUAUGGCAGGAUAUCUGGAGUGUUAUUUACAAAUGACAAGUUUGAAGUGAGCACAAAUAAACUGACUUUCUUAGAUUUGGGAUUAAAACUACAAGACAAAAAUACACUUUUUACAAGAAUAUCAAACGGACAGGAGCAGAGAGUAAAAAUUGACCGAGAAUUUGCAGUAUGGUUAAAAAACUGCCAUGAAAAAUAUGACAAACAAAUAAAGUUUUCUGGCUUUAAAGGUAUCAUUACUCGUCAGGACAUUUCUUCAAAACGCAUGCAAACACCUUGGGCAGAAUAUAAGUCCAUAGAAUGGGAUGGAAUGACCUACAAAGUUGGACAGCUGGUAAAAACUGUCAAAACUCAGCCAAUAAUGUAUGGAAGUAUUUUAAAGUUUCUCCUUUAUGGAAACCAUGAUGGGGAUGUUUAUGCUACAGGAGGGGAAGUUCUUAUUGCUUUGGAACCAAAAGAGGUACAUGAUGAAACAAAAAGUGUGCCUAUUUCAAAACUUGAUCGUAAUACAAAUUUGACUGUUAUCAAGAAGUAUAUGGACGAUGAAAUGGCAAGAUUUCCUGACACUCUGCUAGUGACAUGGCCGGAUGGAGAUGCAUUGGAGGAGAAUGAGGAGAGGUUUGCUGGAACAACUAUAGGAGCAAUACGAGUUGAGAUUUUUAAUAAGAAGGGGGAAGCUGUGCAAAAGCUUCCAGGUACGAGUCAUGGAGCUACAAAGAAACUUUUGGUGGAGCUGAAGGUUCUGUUGCUUUCACCAAGUGGCGAGAAAGAAGUAAUUUCUCAUUUAAGUCAGCAUGGUGGAAAGUGGCCCUACUGGUUUAAAAAAAUGGAGAACAUCACAAAGCUUGGUGUGUAUACCCUGAAACUACAAGUUGUUUUAAAUGAAAGCAAUGCUGACAAGUAUGCAGGGAAAGCUCUUCCAUGUAAAAAGAUCAUGUUUAAAAUUGUGGAGGGUAAACCGUUUAAAUUUGUAUUGGGUACUGUGGAUUCUACAGUUCAAGUUGGAAUUCCAUUCAAUAUCCCCUUAAACCUGCAGGAUGAAUUUGGCCACUCAACAUUGCCCACACCAGAUCUCAAACCAGUUUUGGAAGCUAGUGCUAUUAUUCUGGAUUAUGAAGAACUGAGCAAAAUACCUCCUUUGUUAAUAAAAGGAGUGACUGCCAGAGGUCGAGUGAACAACUGCCAGGGCAAGAAUGUCAUGGUGAAAGUUACUAUCCCUGGCUUGAAAGAAGAUACUCAGACUGUGAAAUUGAAGGUGUUUCCAGGACCACCUACGCUCCUGAAUGUGACUCCAAGUACUGAUAUUCUUAUUAUUGAAAAUGGAACAGCUGUUACCUUUCAGGUUGAAGUGUUAGAUAAAGAAGGAAAUGUAACAUGUCAGCCAAAGCUGAUUGUGCAGUGUAAGUUUACAGGAGCUCCAAACCUCCCAACCUACAUGCUGGAUUGCAGCAAUACAGGAAGUGGUGUUUUGACUGGGCCCUCUAUCAAAGUUAAAAAUGUAAAAAAGUUUCAGUUACUGAAAGCCAAAAUUGAAGUAUCUAGUUGCAAAGACAUAAAAACAGUGGAAAAAACUAUUAAACUUCAGCCGAGUAGCACUAUUACAAAACUUCAUAUUCUAAGUGUUGAUGGUGAAAAAGCAAUUCAAAUUAAACACAAGGAUGAGAUCAAGUGGCUUGUAGGUGAUUCCAUGCAGAAUCUGAUUUUUCAAAUGUUCGAUGAAGGAGAUAGAGAAAUUCUCAUCACACCUGCAAUUGCUGAAAAAAUAAAGGUGAAUUGGACACCAAAUGUUUCUAAGGAGAAGUUAGUAAAAGGACUUUUACCUGAUGUCGAGGUGUCAAAUUCAGUUACUGAUGUUCGGUACUGCCAGGUUACCUAUCACGAUGAUAAUGUUUCAUUGGAGAGUGCUUUUACAGUCAAGCCUCUUCCUGAUGAACCAAAAUAUUUGAAAUGCAAGUUAAAUGGACCUAAUGUUGUCCAAAUGGGAGAAGAGCUGAAGGGUGAAGUUGAAUUGAUAUUGACAGACCAGUUCAGUAAUCGGAUCCAAACGUUAUCACCCAUAUGUCUCGAUUCUCUAGGUAUUUCUGGAACUAAUCUUGAUAAAAGUAAUGUAAAGAUGACUUUUCAGGAAAAUACGCAGUCUAUUCUUAUCAAAGGGAUAAAAUUUUUCAAUGGACCUCUAGAGGACAAGGAGCUUUGCUUCGCAUGGAGAUCUUUUUCAACUUAUUUGCGACUGAGUUUGGUUGCCGGACCUCCCGCUAAUGUUGCCCUAGUAGAUUGGCCAGAGGUAAAUUGUGUUACAGUUGUCUGUGGUAAAAAGACACAAAAGCCUCUGAUUGUUCAGCUUUGUGAUGAAUGGGGAAACCAGGCUUUGGAGCCAAAUGUUAAAAUCACAUUAGUGAAGGACAACCUGCUCAAGAUAACUGGGCAAUCUCAACAGAUAAAAACAGACAAAGAAGGCCGUGUGAAUAUGGGACUACUUGCGUUUUCUGCACCAAAGGGGGUUUAUUCCUUGCACUGUAAAGCAUCACAUCACAAAAGUACCUUGGAAAGUCGACCAGUGAAAGUUAAAGUAAUGGCAGACCCUGAGAAACCAGUCUCUGUUUCCGUUAAAUAUGAUAAAGGCGUAGAUUUUACAGCUGGAAGUGUUUUUCCUGACUUUGUGGUAAGUGUUCUGCCUGAAGAUGGAGAUGCAAUUAAAAAUCUUACUCCAACUAACUGCUCCAUGAAAAUGUGGAAGGCUCAAACAACAGGGACGAAACCUUCACCCACUGCAACUGUUUUGAAUUGCAAUAAACCUAGAGAUGGAGACAAGGAUGGCUGCUUCUACUUCAGGGACAAAAUGAUACCGGAGCGUGUUGACAAGUAUUGCAUCCAGUUUAUGUAUAUGACUGAGAAGUCUAAUGUAUUAUACAGUGAACAGUUCUUAAUAGAUGUUCUACCAAACACACCUGUGAAGUUAGUGCCACAGCCUCAACCUGCUACCCCUACAGUAUCAAACGUAAAGGCAAAGGAAGGGCGCACUCUGGUCAAGAAUUUGUGGCUCAAAACUGUGGAUCAGCACAACAAUGUGGCAGGUGCCAAUUUAACUGGUAAAGUCAUUGCCAAGAUAUUGUGUUCUGAAGAGGCUGAGAAAGAGACACCACUGUUUGAAUCCAAUACUGACACCAUAGAUUUUCCAUUUAAUAAUGGAUCUGCUGACAUUCUUUGGCUUGUUCUUGCUGAAAACAGCCCUGGGAGAGACAGCACUGAAUAUCAAGUUCAGUUCUCUCUCGACUUACAUCCAGUAGCACCAGUACCAGAGGACAUUUCACCGUUUUAUCUUCCUUUUAUGUUUUACAAUGAUUUCAAAAAACAACAGGAGAUGGCACAGCUUACUAAGGAAAAGGACCAGCUGACAGAGUCUGUAAAGGCUUAUAGAUGCCUGUUUGAUGCAACAAAUAUACUUAUCAGGGAAAUCAAGAGUCAGGCAACUGAAGCCAAAGAGAAAGAAGUUUUCUUAAAAAAUGAGCUGCAGAAAAAAAAGAUUGACUUAACAAUAAUAAAGCAGAUGGACCACAUCUUCAAACUUAUAAACCAGAAGAAAACACAAAUGCAAGAUUUGCAGAAUCAGCCAAGGAGAAAAUGUUUCCUUUCCCCUGUUCCAAAAGGCAGUGAUAUUAUCGGAAAGAUUGCCCACUUAGCAUAUGUAGAAGAUGAUGAAGCAGCAAAAGUAAUCUCAUGGCAUUUAGCUAGUGAUAUGGAUUGUGUGGUUACACAAACCACAGAUGCAGCUCGUCGUAUCUACAAUGAGACAAAGGGCCACCAACAGGUUCUUCCAAUGGACUCAAUAUAUCAGAAGAAUCUGCCAGUCUGGGGAAGGCCUUUACCACACAUGGUUAAUGGAAAAAACCACUUUAAUGCAACAGGAAAUCCGGUGUUCGCUAGAGAUCUCUUGGUAUUCUCCGACAACAAAGAAGAGUGUCAGAAAGUUUUUGGGAUGCUUUUAGGAGAUGCAAUACUAUUGGAUAAUCUAGAAGCUGCAAAUGAAUACAGAAAACAACUAGUUAAAUUUUCGUAUUGUCCAACAUUAUUGACAAGAGGAGGAGACCGAAUACGGAGCAAUGGAAAGUUUGGGGGCUUACAAAAUAGGGCCCCUCCUCUAGACUCACUCAAAGGAAUGGUUUUUGGAGCACCAUUACCCAAACAAUAUGAAACACUUUGUAUAGAAAUUGAUUUGUUACAACAGUAUUGUACAACAGUAAAAAGAUCGCAGAAUGUAGAUAAAGAGCUUAAGAAGCAGAUUGAACAUCUUAACUCAUCAGAUAUGCAACAGAAGAAAAAGGAGUUGGAUGAGCAGGAGAUACUCCUAAAGAAUAUUGAGAGAAGUCUGGGUGAGUAG
Nanorana parkeri is the source of this 5927-nucleotide messenger RNA. It is a transcript of the gene SMCHD1, whose product is annotated as structural maintenance of chromosomes flexible hinge domain containing 1. Gene Ontology annotation, biological process: chromosome organization; double-strand break repair. Bases 72 to 5927 code for a protein of 1951 amino acids. The record is from RefSeq and is a predicted model, not a curated record. The transcript has 46 exons. Lineage: Eukaryota; Metazoa; Chordata; Amphibia; Anura; Dicroglossidae. Gene Ontology annotation, cellular component: chromosome. Gene Ontology annotation, molecular function: protein binding; ATP binding.